AGGCAAUGCAAUGUGAAUGAACUGAAAACGGAUUGAGGUUAGUUUUAUUGUUUUUGUUGCAUUGAAGUUCGACAAAUCAUUUGACUGAGCAUCGAGAUAAGAGAAAAUAAUUGGGAAAUUUCUGGAAAAUGUUGUCGUUGAGACGCUUGCAAAGAUUUCAAUGGCGGCCAUUGGCGCGCUUCUGUUCGGCCGAGCUAGUACACAAAGACACUUUCAUAGAGAAGCUGCGGAACAGCUUUAUUGAAGAUGAACGGAAUAAUUUUGUGGUGCCGACGUUCAAGAAGGCGAUGCUCUUUCCGGAUGAGAUUGCAAUUAAGGACUUGAAUGGCGAGUUUACAUACUUUCAGCUGUACAUAACAGCCAAAAAGCUAGCCAUUCAAAUAUCAAACUUUUGUGGCAGCGCCUCACAGUCAAACGUUGCUUUCUUAUGCUCCACUAAUGCUCUAUGGAUUGUGAUACAGUGGGGUUGCUGGAUUUCGGGUCAGGUUGCUGUUCCUCUGGAGCCCAAUCAAGCGGCAGAUGAACUGCUUACACAGGCUACCGACUGCAAAGCCAAGCUAUUGAUUGGCACACCCGAAUGCGAGAACAUCACGCAGGACUUGGCAACGAAACUGCAAACAGCCAGCAUUGUGCUGGAUCACAGCUUUGUCCCCACAUCGGAGAGCGUCGCUUCUACGGCCAUGUACGCCAAGCAGCUGGUCGGUCUGAACGGUGCUCUCAUACCGGAGAGCACGCUGCCCAACGACUAUUAUGCGAAUGCGCCGGCCAUGCUAAUCUAUACGCCCAGCUCGUCGACUAGUCGAAACGGCGUGGUGCUCACCCAUCGGAAUAUUGAGGCACAGAUGCGGUGCCUUGUCUCCAGCUGGCACUUAAAGGCCACCGACUCGAUGCUGCCGCUCAUUUCGAUAAAUCGCAUGCAUGCGGCAAUCGGCGCUCUGCUCGGUGUGGGUGGCAACAUAUUGUUGCAGCAGAAAUUCGAUAGCCAUACCGCUUGGAGUUCGCUGCUGGGCAUCAAUAGCCCGUCUAAACAACGUGUGAACAUAUUUCUGGCCAUGCCCAUUAUAUACAAACGUCUCAUUGCCGAAUAUGACAAAAUGUUUGCCCAGGACUCGCGCAUGGUGGAGUACAUAAUCAAUCACUGCAAGCAGAAGAUUCGCCUGAUGGCAACUGCAUUUGGCCUGCUGCCGGAGUCUGUGUUCUAUCGCUGGCGCGAGAUAACUGGACAAAAUAUUUACGAAUACUAUGGAAUGCUCGAGACGGGCCUAGUACUGGGUCCCACGCUCGACGAGCAGUCGCCCAGCAGCAAUGUGGAUUAUCGUCCGGGCACCUUGGGUGCACCCUUGAUGGGCGUCACGGCCCGUCUGGUCAACAACCAAGGUGACCAGCUGGUUACCUGCAAAAGCGAGUCCAUCAUCGGCUUAGACAAUAAGCCCAGCUACAUGCCAGUGCUAAGCACGGUCGUCGGCGAAUUGGAAAUAGCAGGCGCAAAUUUAUUUCCGCGAAAGGUCAACUCAAUUUUGCAAGUAACCCCCGCCAAGUUAGGGCCGACCGGAACGGUGGAUCAGGUCGCGCCGAUGGACCAGUCCGUGGAGAAGUUUCUCAAAACCGGUGACAUUUGCGCCUAUCGCAACGGCAGCUUUAAUUUCCUAAGCAAAUCGACGGAUGUAUUCAAUGUGGGCGGAUAUAAGAUUUAUGGAUCGGAGAUCAAAAAGGCGCUCAUCUCCCAUCCGAGCAUAAAUGAUGUUGCCGUAUUGGGCAUACCAAAUAAACUGUGGGGGCAUCGCUUAGGCGUGAUUUGCAUAUUGUCGCCCGAUGCUGAAGUCGAUCUGGAGACAAUCAAGUCCUAUUGCUAUAGUCAGUUGCCAGCCCAUAAGCGCCCCACUGUCUUUAAAACGAUCGUUGCCAAGUAAUCAACCAAUUAAUCAGUUCAACGCUCACCUGUCCGAUCGUAUAAUUAGAAAAAUUUUUGUGUUCAUUAUUUUAAGAAAACUGUUAAGAGAGA
Drosophila hydei is the source of this 2002-nucleotide messenger RNA. RefSeq names its product malonate--CoA ligase ACSF3, mitochondrial (gene Acsf3). Gene Ontology annotation, molecular function: medium-chain fatty acid-CoA ligase activity. The transcript is spliced from 3 exons. The record is from RefSeq and is a predicted model, not a curated record. Lineage: Eukaryota; Metazoa; Arthropoda; Insecta; Diptera; Drosophilidae. Gene Ontology annotation, biological process: fatty acid metabolic process. The coding region runs from base 129 to 1910 and encodes 593 amino acids.